AUGUCAGUCACAGUCACCAAGGAGGGCCAAGCCGUGCCGGCCUUUGUCAAGGCGUUUGACGACCAGGCCCACGCCGAGUACCCCUACUCCCGCUACCUGCCAGUCUAUGACAACGAGACCAAGUACCCGCCCACAGAGCCAUUCGAGUUCAACGACCGCGGCCACGCAGCAGACAAGGCCAAGCCGCACUUGUUCGAGACUGGAGAUGCCAGGGUCAAGAUUGACAAGCUGACUCCCCGCGUGGGCACUGAGAUCCGCGGCCUGCAGCUGUCGCAGUUGACCGAUGCCCAAAAGGACGAAUUGGCUCUGCUCAUCGCGGAACGCGGUGUCGUUGUCUUUCGUGACCAGGACUUUAAAGACAUUGGCCCCGAGAGGCAAAAGGAGUUUGCUGCCUAUUUUGGGAAGCUGCACAUCCACCCCGUCGGCGCCCACGUGGAAGGCCACCAAGAGUUCCACAACAUCUACCUGGGCGCCGAUAACCUCUACCGGCUGCGCCAGCGCUCCAGCCGGCUCACAACCACCGGCUACCACUCGGACGUCUCGUACGAGCACCAGCCGCCGGGAAUCACCCUCCUCGCUCUGCUGAGCGUCCCGUCGACCGGCGGCGACACGGGCUGGGUGUCGCAGGUUGCUGCAUACGAGCGGCUGUCGGACCCGAUCAAGAAGCUUAUCGAGGGUCUGCGUGCGGAGCACAGUGGGUUCCCGCAGGCGGAGAAUGCGCGGAGGGAUGGGAAGCAUGUUCGACGGGAGCCGGUGAAGAGCGAUCAUCCGAUUGUUCGGAUUCACCCGGUCACCGGUGGAAAAGCCCUAUUCGUCAACCCGGGCUUCACGAAACGCAUUAUCGGCCUAAAGGAUGAGGAGUCGGAUGCUAUUCUGCAGCUUCUGUUCAAGCACAUCUCACUCUCGCAGGAUAUCCAAGUCCGCGUCAAGUGGGACGAUCGGACCGUCUCGCUGUGGGAUAACCGCGUCACUGCCCACACGGCCAUCUCGGAUUAUGAUACCACGACGGAUGGGCCGCGACAUGGGAUUCGGCUUACCACGCUUGGGGAGAGGCCGGUCGGUGUUGAUGGGUUGGAGAGUGUUUGGUAG
Molecule: messenger RNA, 1089 nt
Organism: Aspergillus calidoustus
Lineage: Eukaryota; Fungi; Ascomycota; Eurotiomycetes; Eurotiales; Aspergillaceae
Source: the annotation of a GenBank genome assembly